UCAGUUUCGAUUCCUUCGCUGCUCUCUGAGCACCGCGCGGUGGUGUCUGCCGCUGUCCCAGCGCGUCCCGUCGGGUGCCCCCAGGAGCGCGAUGGCCGAGCUGGUUCCUCUGGCCGAGGAGCUGUCGUGCUCCAUCUGCCUGGAGCCCUUCAAGGAGCCCGUCACCACUCCUUGCGGCCACAACUUCUGCAGGUCGUGCCUGGAUGAGACGUGGGUCGUCCAGGGCCCGCCGUACCGGUGCCCGCAGUGCCGCACCGUGUACCAGGUGCGCCCGCAGCUGCACAAGAACACGGUGCUGUGCGCAGUGGUGGAGCAGUUCCUGCAAGCCGAUCAGGCGCGGGCGCCCGUGGACGACUGGACGCCCCCUGCCCGCUCCGCCACUUCCAGCUCAGCCACCCAGGUGGCCUGUGACCACUGCCUGAAGGAGUUCGCAGUGAAGACGUGCCUCGUGUGCAUGGCCUCUUUCUGCCAGGAGCACCUGAGACCGCACUUCGACAGUCCCGCCUUCCUGGACCACCCCUUGCAGCCACCCGUCCGUGACCUGCUGCGCCGCAAAUGUCCCCAACACAACCGCCUUCGGGAAUUGUUUUGCCCGGAGCAUGGCGAGUGCAUCUGCCAUAUCUGCCUGGUAGAGCACAAGACCUGCUCCCCAACACCCUUAAGCCAGGCCAGCGCCGACCUGGAGAACAAACUGCGGCAUAAACUCUCCAUCAUGCACAGCCACAUCAGCGGGGCAACCCGAGCACUGGACGAUGUGAGAGCCAAGCAACAGAGUGUGCACGACUCUAUGAGUAGGAAGCUGGAACAACUGAGACAAGAAUAUACGGAGAUGAAGGCUGUCAUUGAUUCGGCAGAGACCGGCUCCACACGGAAGCUGAAGGAGGAGGAGAAGAGGGUCUUCGGAAAGCUGGAAACCAUCUACCAGGUUCUUGUCAAGAAGAAGAAUGAGAUGCAUGACCUGAAGGCAGAGGUUGAGCUCACCCUGGCCAAAGGGGACGAGUUUGAGUUUCUGGAGAAAGCUGCAAAGUUGCAAGAAUUGUCAACGAAACCAGUCUACAUCCCCAAGAUUGACCUAGACCACGAGUUGAUAAAGGGGGUCUACCAGGGCGCCAUGGACCUCAAGAAUGAGCUGAAGCGCUCCCUCAAGCAGCCCCAGGAGAAGGCUGAGGAGUCCGUUGGCCCAGGUGGCGUGGGAGGUCAUGGUCCGGAGUCCACAUCCAAGCCUACACGCCCUGUGAAGAAGCCCCAACAGGAAAAGAAGACCAAGAAACCCCCUACUGCUCCUGGACCCACUCCCAGCUCUCCCUCAUCCAACACGCCCACCUUUGGAGCUCCUGGGCAGUCAAUGGACUUUAAAACAACUAUCCCUGAUGCCACGCCCAAACCCAACACCCCACAGCCAAACUUGACUGCGCUCAAAGCCAAGAUGCUAGAAAACUUCUUAGCCAAGUCCAGAGCCCAGCUUCUGGAGUAUGCCGUGAAAGUCAUCUUCGACUACAACACUGCCCACAACAAGGUGACUCUGACCGACAACUACACCACCGCUUCUGUGGCCGAGGGUCUUCAGCAGUACCGCACCCAUCCCCAGAGGUUCACCUACUGUUCUCAGGUCCUGGGGCUGCACUGCUACAAGAAAGGCAUCCACUACUGGGAGGUGGAGCUGCAGAAGAACAACUUCUGCGGGGUAGGCGUCUGCUACGGCAGCAUGGAGCGGCAGGGCCCCGAGAGCCGGCUGGGCCGCAACGCCCACUCGUGGUGUGUGGAGUGGUUCAAUAACAAGAUCUCGGCUUGGCACAACAACGUGGAGAAAACGCUGCCCUCCACCAAGGCCACGCGGGUCGGCGUGCUUCUCAACUGCGACCACGGCUUUGUCAUUUUCUUUGCUGUCACUGAGAAGGUCCACCUGAUGUACAAGUACAAGGUGGACUUUACCGAAGCCCUGUACCCGGCCUUCUGGGUCUUCUCUGCGGGCACCAAGCUUUCCAUUUGUUCUUCCAAGUAGGCAAGCCGCUAGGCCAGCCUCAGACACUUGGGCUUGCCGAGGAACAUCCAAGACUGGUUAAAACACCGUAGAAGGGAUCCUCCCAGGAGAACUUCCGAGUCCCUGACGGAUAGGCGAUUUGGCGGGGACCUGGGGAAGAGGCAGAGAGAAUAAGAUGGGGAGAUUUGGUUCAGAAAGGGGGUGGGGUGAUUGUCUUGUGGGUGGGGAAGCAUAUCUACCUCCCGGUGCCCCUGAGGACAGGGUGACCCCCUCCCGGUGUUCUGGGAAAUCUCUCAGGCUGCUAGCUACUUGGGCAGAGCUGCAGAGAGUAAAAUCGUUAGUGUUCCUGUUGUCUUUUUCUUUCUUUUUUUUUUUCCCCCAAGACAGGGUUUCUCUGUAGCUUUAGAGCCUGUCCUGGAACUAGCUCUUGUAGACCAGGCUGGUCUCGAACUCACAGAGAUCCGCCUGCCUCUGCCUCCCGCGUGCUGGGAUUAAAGGUGUGCGCCACCACCGCCUGGCAACUCCUGUUGUCUAGCAGAAAGUCUGUAGCCAUGUUUUCUUUCAGGUGAUGGAUGUCCACUCUUUGGGUUAGUCUUCAGACCCUCGUGUUUUGAUUAUGCCCUAGAUUUAAAAAAAAAAAAAAAAAGAAAAAGGCCAGGUGUAGUGGUCUAGCUUCUAGUUCCAGCAUUUGGGAAGCAGAGACAGGUGGAUCUUUAUUAGUUUGAGACCAGCUUGGUCUACAUAGCGAGUUUCAGGACAGCUGAAGCUACAUAGUGCGACCCUGUCUUAAAAAACAAAGAAAAAAACAUGCAAACAUCCAGUUUUGGGGAUCAGCAUGUAUCACAUGCUUUACUACUGAGCCUAAUCCCUACUCUGAGUUUCCAUAUAUCUCUUCCUCCCGGGAAUCUUUUGUAGGUGAGGCUUCAAACUCUGAUCUGUAUCAGCUUGUGUCCAUGAACUCUGAUCUGGUUGAGAUGGAAUCUCUCUCUCUCCAAGGGCAUCUCACCAGGGACAUGUUGACUGUGGCCAUAGAGCUGGAGGCCUUUCUUCCCAUAGCCUGUGCUGAGAGUGGGGGUUGGGGAGCAGAAGAACCCUGGCUGGAUUCACGGGACCCUGCUGGCUUUGCUCUUACUCAUGUCUUGCCUUGAUUGCUGUCUUCAGCAGUAAUGUCCCCUUCCUCCAGAUUGUAGAUACUGGACUGUGGCUAUACAUGUCACCCUUUGUUAAGUGGCCAGCCACACCUCAUUCCUAUACCCUACCAUCAUGCAGAUGGGCUUCAUGUGGUUGCUUCAGGAGCCAUGCGAGAUCACCCACUGAGGUGACUCAGUGGCCUGAGGACCAGUGAGAGACAGCCAUUUUCCUGUUUUUCCCUUAGCCACAUACUGCAGGCCCAGUGCUGAGUCCAAGACUCAUCACCUAACCUGGACCAUUCUGCUGUCUUUCUCAUUUGAGCCAAUUCCAGAUGCUCAUAUAGACCAAACUGUAGGUUAGGAAGACCUUUUUAAGAUAAGAAAGAAAGAAAAAAAAAAAAAAAGGAGGGUCCAGCCAGUGGCUGUUUUCUCUGCGGUCUUUCAUGCAAUGAAAAUAGCCCAGGCCACUAAAGGGCAGGGAUGGAUGACCGAAAUCUCCCCUCCCUUCUUCUGUACUGACGUCAAAUCCAGAACCUGUGAGGAUUUGGACUCUUGUGACAGGAGUCUAGCUCUCUUUCCUAUGUGGGGAGCUCCCUUUUGUAAGCCUUCCUAUGAAGAAAGGUCACUAUGGGGAAGGUGGGGCCCCUAGACUUUUCAUAUGGAUGGAUACUUGAGAACAUAGCACAUCUCAGAUCUAGUAAUGGAAUUCCAGAGCUCUCAGCAUUGGCAUUCCUGACAGAUGUGUGACCUGUGUCCUCUCCCAGAGGAAUGUUCUGUUCCCUGGGAGUGUCUUUGCAGAGACCAUGUCCCUGCAGAUGAUAUGUGGCCUUUGAAAAGUUUUUUUUUCCUUUGCUACACAAAUUCUUGGUGAUUCUUCUCUGAAUUUGAAGAUGUCUAAAGGCAUCUUCGCCAAUCUUCCGAAACAAAACCUGUUUGCAACCAAGUCAGACUUGGGAAACAUUUAGGUUUAGAGAAGGAGAAUGCCAAGGUUCACUGAGGGGUCCUGCUUGGGCUCUAAUGCAGAAAUGAGACCAGCAGUCAAGACUCUUCCCAGGCAAUGUGCAGCUCAGGCCUGGGACAUGUGUCCCUCUGUUUAUGAGAGUCAAGCAGGCCACCAAAGCCCAGAGCUGUUCGAGGUGCUUUGGAGUUGUAAGUGGAGGAGUGUACCCUUGCUGUCUGGUACCUUUCUGUUUGCAAUGGUAAGACCUCCCCUUCACCACAGCCGUUUCUUUCAUCCUGUACCACAGGGUCCUGGAAUGGACAGAAGCUGUGUAUUCAUCUCACCCCUCCUUGUGCAGAAUCGGGCAGGUGGGAAGGUGGAGGAUGGAUGGCUCUGGUCACCGCUCUUGUCAUUCCAACAUGGCAGAGAUGCCUAACAUGGGUGACAGGAAAACCCCAGGGUCCUUUAGACAUACAGAACUUGCCAGAAACGUUGAUGUAAAAUCCUCUCCGGCAUGAUAAACUAAAGGUCCAGUCUUUGUAUUAUUCAGGACUGGCUGACUAGUCUUUUUAAUUACUUGGAGAUUGAUUUUCAAUCUGUUACUAAUACUGGGGUUAUCUUUUACAUCAUUUACCUCUCUAUUGAUUUUAGUGAAUUACUAAUGUUUUAGCUGAUGACUUCUUGAACGUAGUGCUUUAGAGGCGACUCAUUACCAAGAUAAUCAUCAUAAACAGGGCAAGGCUGGCCGGUCCUCACUCUGAAUGCAGUGAAGUAGAAUUCUGUGUCCCUUGGGGAUUGAGGUGGGGGGGGGGGAGAAAUUGUCCCUUAAUCUGAAAUCUGCUGAUGAUGUGCCCACCCCCUGAAAGCUACUGCCCAGCGCCUCUGGGUGCUCAGGCUCCACUCCAGAUCCCUUGAAGCCUACCGUAGUGUAGCGGCGAUUGCAGGGAACUUUGGGGAAGUAAUACUCAGAGAGAGGGUGUGGGGGCUUAGCUUCAAAAGAUAAUGCCAACGUGGAACAUUGUUGAAAAGUAAGCCCCGUUUGAGUAACCAACAAGGAGAGAUGGGAACCCGGGGCCUGUUUUCUUAUUCUUCCUACUGUUGUUGCAUAGGCUCGAACAUUUCUAUCGUGAAAAGUUCAAUAGCGAAAUGGAAAACAGGCCAGACCAGAAGAUGGACCCCAUUCAUGAUCUUUUCUACAGAGGAAUGGGUGUCUCAGGAAAUGGUGGCUAUUAAAGGAUUUGGCUGGCCUUUGUCCCUGGUUUGGGGGCAUGUGGUGGGGGGGUGUUAAGUCCUUGGAAUUUCCUGAGAGGAUGGACUGUCAUUGUUAUUUGUCUCCCUGGUGGGAGAUGGCCAAGGGUGGCAACUGGCCAAUAUAAAGACCAGCUUGAUUAGAGGGUUGAGGCAUUGAGCUUGAAGGACCCCUCUGGGGGAGAAGAGAGAACUGGGGAUUGAGGUGACUCUGAGACCUCUGGGAAUCCUGCCCUGGUGGAGACCUAGUGCAUCUUCUCUGCAGAUGGGCACAUACAUGGCUGUGCUUCAUUCAGGCUGAUGCACUCUUGUCCUAGGGUGGCCGGGCAAGGAAGCUCUGUGCUCCAGACCCCUCCAGACCUUGCCCUGUUUGUGUUUCUAUGUUACUUUUCCUGAUUCUUUUCAUUUUAAUAAAGUUAAAAUCAUAAAUACA
Myodes glareolus (Bank vole) is the source of this 5732-nucleotide messenger RNA. Lineage: Eukaryota; Metazoa; Chordata; Mammalia; Rodentia; Cricetidae. The record is from RefSeq and is a predicted model, not a curated record.